Molecule: messenger RNA, 512 nt
Organism: Coccinella septempunctata (seven-spotted ladybird)
Lineage: Eukaryota; Metazoa; Arthropoda; Insecta; Coleoptera; Coccinellidae
Product: FUN14 domain-containing protein 1B-like
Exons: 3
Coding region: 23-433 (136 amino acids)
Biological process (GO): autophagy of mitochondrion
Cellular component (GO): mitochondrial outer membrane
Source: RefSeq, a predicted model, not a curated record
GUGAAACAUUAAUACAAUUGUGAUGCCUACAUUAAAUAAUUUAGAGCGGGUUGUCGAAAAUAUUGUACUCCCUGAAAAUGGCAAUAAGGGAGUCCUUGGAAAAAUUUUGGAUGAAAUUAGCAAAACUACUCCUACAAAGCAAAUGAUCAUAGGAGUUUCUUCUGGCUGGGUCAGUGGAUUCUUAGCAAUGAAAAUUGGAAAGACUACAGCAAUGGCUCUUGGUGGAGGAAUAAUCCUUUUACAAGUUGCCAGUGAAAAAGGAUUCAUUAAAAUAAACUGGGAUAAAGUAAAUGAAAAUAUUGACAAAGUAGAAGAUAUAGUUAGUCAAGAGCAAUUGACAUGGGUUGAUAAGAUUGCUAAAUUUGCUGAAAAGAACUCAACAUUUUCAAGUGGAUUUUUAGGAGGAUUCUUGAUUGGAUUAGCUUCUCAUUAGAUUUGCGGAAUAUUUUUGUUGCAUGUGAGAUAUUUUUAUAGAUUCAUUUUGAUGUUGUGAAUAAAUUUGAUAUUUCUUA